AUGCAGGAAGGUGUGCGAGAAAUCCCGAGACCGCCACGGACCCCAUCGACCAUCCAGGAUAACGCGACGGAGUCCGCCAAGCAGACUAUGGAGGGGCAAUCCAUAGGCAGCCUAUUUACGGGGUCUCGUGAAGCCAGGUCGGGGUCUGGUGGGCUUGAUAGGGCUAGCGCGGGCACCGCAUGA
This is a messenger RNA of Penicillium soppii, 183 nucleotides long. RefSeq lists its product as uncharacterized. NCBI's taxonomy places the organism in Eukaryota, Fungi, Ascomycota, Eurotiomycetes, Eurotiales, Aspergillaceae. The transcript has a single exon. The record is from RefSeq and is a predicted model, not a curated record. Bases 1 to 183 code for a protein of 60 amino acids.